CGUAGCAGUCACAUGAUCAUAUGACAAUUUCAUUAUUCGCCAUCUUGCGUGGAAGAACAGCGGAGUAAAAUUCAUAUCACUUUAUUUUAUUUUUCCUUUGAUUUAUUCUUUUAAAUAACCAGAAGAAUGGACGGAUUCGAUGCUAAUGCUCCCCCAUACACAUCUUUUUUCGGAGUAAUGGGUGUAACUUCGGCCAUGGCCUUUUGUGCUCUUGGUGCUGCCUAUGGAACAGCUAAAUCAGGAACAGGUAUUUCAGCUAUGGCUGUGAUGAGACCUGAAUUAAUCAUGAAAUCCAUUAUUCCUGUAGUCAUGGCUGGUAUUAUUGCUAUUUAUGGUUUGGUUGUAGCUGUCGUUAUUACACAAAAUAUUUCUGCAGAUAGUUCAUAUACAUUAUAUAAGAGCUUCCUUCAUUUAGGUGCUGGAUUAAGUGUAGGAUUAAGUGGAUUAGCUGCAGGAUUUGCUAUUGGUAUAGUAGGUGAUGCCGGUGUCCGAGGAACUGCUCAACAACCUAGAUUAUUUGUUGGCAUGAUUCUUAUCCUUAUUUUCGCUGAAGUAUUGGGUCUCUAUGGACUUAUUGUUGCUCUUAUCUUAUCUGUCAAACAGUGAUUACUCUCUAGAUUUAGCCCUCUACAAAUUAAUAAAAUGGUGGCAAAACAGAUAGGGAACAUCCAUUGUGGUCUGUUGUCAACAUUUAAUAUUGUUUCUUUAGUAAAUAUAAUACCUAUUGUAUCCAGCUAUUAUAUUUCCUAAAGUAUCUGAAAUAUUUUUGUGGUUCAUAAAUGCCUUUCAGCGUGAUUUAUUGUUUAAAGCUUACAAAAUGAAAUGGCCAUGAGGAAAUGGAAUUCAUCAAUUGUUUAACAUGUAACAAAGAGUAAAAAUGUAUUGUAUUGUGCAUUAUGAACCACAAAAAAGUGACCAUAAAGAACAAAUUUCUAUUUACCAAGUAAACUUAUUACCAACCAAUGAUUUUACUUGAUUUAAAAAAGGAAAUAUUAUUGUAAAUGUUAUAGAACAGAUGUAUAUAUUUAAAUUCAAUGUAAGUAAAAAUCCUAGUAUUGUUUUUUUUUGUUUCAAAUCAAGUAAAUCUGAUUGUGUUUUGUGUGAUAAAUGUGAUAUGAAGCAAAAUUGAAAGGAAAAGCCUCUAAAAUAUAUGAUUGUAUUGUUAUCACUUUGCCAAAGUUCAUAAUAGACACUUUUAUUUGAUUGAUAUUAUGUUGCUAUCACUAAUGCAUGUAUGAUAACAAAGACCGAUUUGAUAACUUCAAUAUCAUGUGCAUAAUUAUUGAUCCAACUUAAGAAAAAAAAUUGUAUUCUUUCCCCUUUGCAUGGUAAAGUAUUAGGUUUCUUAUUUUGUCUCAUUUGCAAUGUGUCAAAUUUUGAAAGCAGUAAAAAGCAAUGUUGGUUAUAUAAUUUGAUAACUGUUGAUUUUAAUAUAAUAACUAUUUAUAUUUGUUUAUAUACCUCCUUUAAACUUUUAAUAUUGUGGGAUUUUCUGAUAUUGGACUCAUAAAAUAGAUAGAAAUGGCACUUAUAAUAAGGAUUUUCUUUACAACCGCAGAGAACUUAAAGAACUGCUUAGACUAACCUUGCCUUCUGAUCAACAUAGACCCUUUUCAUGGAUGCCAAGUGCUAUUCCACUGAAAUAGUACUACAAGAAGUCAUGAAAUGUCAGGAAAAUUUUCACUUCCUUUGGGUUACAAGAAUAGUGUUUAGUAUCUAGACUAAAAUCUGAUGCAUCUAUCGCGUUGUGAAGUGUUAAGAAAUUGAUUAUAACAUUCCAUCUGUGCUAUUAAGAUACUGUAUUUAUCUUUUGUGUGAUCAAAGUUAUAACCAUUUAUAGAAAGAUUAGUUGAAAGUAGUUAUUGUAAGUUUAUCUGUACAUUCGGUGUAUAUUAUAUCUGUAUCCCCUAAAUACAAGUUGUUUCAUGUAUCUUCUCUCUUUGCAAUUAAUUUGACUUUGAACGCAAGAUGGUGAAUCAUGAAAUAUUUCUUCAGUCUGCAUAAUGAGAUCUUUGACUUGUGAUUAAUGAUCAAUUCUGAAAAGCUAUCAUAUGGAAAGUGCUUUUCUUUUUCACAUGAGUGUUUUGGUAGAAAAUUCAAAUCCAAGUCUCUGAAAAAGUCUGCAAUGAGAGCUGAAGAUGAAAUCUUAGUUGUUUUAUCAAGACUAACCAUAUAUCAAGUCUUAUAGAGAAGUAAACUUGAUAUAUACCAUAUUGCCAAUCAGUUGUAGAUAUAGAGGUUUAUGUUGGUGUGUUACAGCACAUCAUGUACAAUGUAUUUUGUUUCAUUGUAAUUAAUAAAACUAUCAUCCUAAUUUUUAUCACUUGUAUUUUUCACGUUCCAGUGAGUCAGCUUGCACAAAUGCAGCUAGAACUGUUGUGCAUGAAAUUAGUUAUUGAUAUUGAGCUUGUAUUAAAGGAUAAUGGCCC
Molecule: messenger RNA, 2429 nt
Organism: Lottia gigantea (owl limpet)
Lineage: Eukaryota; Metazoa; Mollusca; Gastropoda; Lottiidae
Exons: 3
Coding region: 127-606 (159 amino acids)
Biological process (GO): proton transmembrane transport
Cellular component (GO): proton-transporting V-type ATPase, V0 domain
Molecular function (GO): proton-transporting ATPase activity, rotational mechanism
Source: RefSeq, a predicted model, not a curated record